This is a messenger RNA of Apis dorsata (giant honeybee), 2816 nucleotides long. RefSeq names its product probable serine/threonine-protein kinase DDB_G0278901. Gene Ontology annotation, biological process: protein phosphorylation; multicellular organism development; cell surface receptor protein tyrosine kinase signaling pathway. Gene Ontology annotation, molecular function: ATP binding; transmembrane receptor protein tyrosine kinase activity. Gene Ontology annotation, cellular component: signaling receptor complex. The transcript is spliced from 7 exons. The record is from RefSeq and is a predicted model, not a curated record. NCBI's taxonomy places the organism in Eukaryota, Metazoa, Arthropoda, Insecta, Hymenoptera, Apidae. The annotation marks the transcript as partial.
AAAAAUUUUUAUUAAACUUUGAUAAUUUUUCAGCCAGAGAUUACGAGAUAGUUAGGAAUCAAGUGGAAUUAGGUGAAAUUAUUGGAGAAGGUCAAUUUGGCAAUGUACAUAAAGGUUCAUACAAAGGGCGGGACAAUCAAGUUAUACCGGUGGCGGUGAAAACCUGUAAAGUCGAUGCAGAUCUCGCGACGUCGGAGAAAUUUCUCGAGGAAGCCUAUAUAAUGCAACAAUUCGAGCAUCCUCAUAUUAUAAGACUUAUCGGUGUAUGCUCGGAACCACCCAUUUGGUUAGUAAUGGAAUUAGCCAAAUUGGGAGAGAUGCGAGCUUAUCUGCAGUCGAACAAACAUCGUCUAGAUCUCGCCACUCUUCUACUUUACACAUUUCAAUUGAGCACUGCCUUAUCGUAUCUGGAAAGCAAGAAAUUUGUCCAUAGGGACAUUGCUGCGAGAAACGUGCUAGUUUCUGCGCACAAUUCCGUAAAAUUAGCGGAUUUUGGUCUUAGUAGGUGGGUGGAGGAUCAAAGUUAUUAUACAGCAAGUAGGUGUAAGUUGCCCAUUAAAUGGAUGGCACCGGAGAGUAUUAAUUUUCGAAGAUUUACUACAUCUUCUGACGUUUGGAUGUUUGGUGUAUGCAUGUGGGAAAUUUUAAUGCUAGGCGUAAAACCAUUUCAAGGUGUAAAAAAUAACGAAGUGAUCCGUAAAUUGGAAAACGGAGAAAGACUUGCAUUACCGAAUCAUUGCCCUCCACGAUUAUAUUCUUUGAUGUCUCAGUGUUGGAGUUACGAACCCAGUAAACGACCAACGUUCAAAGAGAUCAGAGAAACUUUACAUGAAAUUUUAUUGGAAGAGAAACAUCAGCAACAAGAAACGAUGAGACGGGAGAACAGAAGAGUACAAGCCAUGUCUUGGGGGGCAGACGAUGUACCGCCACCGAAACCUUCGAGGCAACCGCAAAACACGACGGAUCAAUCUCAGUUAACCGCCGCAGCGCCGGUCUCGACAUAUAUUGUUGCGCAAAAUCCCGAGGUUCUUGCGCAACUUCUCAAGGAUAAUCAAACUAGGGGGGUAUGUCCCUCCGUCUACACAACCCCUGCCUCGCCUUUCAAUACCUUAGCCGUACAAUUUCAAGACGAAGAUCAAGUCUUAACCACUGCUUUAGUUUCAGAUCUACCCUUUUUCGAUCCAACCACUUCAGAACCUUCCGCCUCUCAUGACACUCAUUCGGGAGAUUCCACUUUGUCCGACACUAAUCUGGAUUCCCUCGAUUCCUCGGACACUCCUCUCAUGUCUAGUCUUAACAUUUCAGACGCGACACAAGCUCAAUCCCCCGCUGCUAACAGAAAGCAGCAGAAGGUUAAAGAGAUGCAAAAUUUGUACGCGGUUAGUUCAAAAGUUGUUGGUAGCAUUGCAGGAGAUUUGUAUUCUCCAGUGCAAAAAUUCACAACGUCCGGUGCUAUUCCAAUAACAACUAGCGUAGCUAGUUGCGGCGAAAUAUACGGGCCUGUCGCUAAUUUCACCCAAAGUUCCGCCAUCGUUGGUAAUCUUAGUCAAAGUCCCAGUGUAGGUGGUAAUUUUGGUGAAAAUCCUGGAAAUUUUGGGCCCAGCAGCUUGAAUAGUAUCGUAGGAUUGAAUAAUCAAAAUCAAUUGUCAAAUUUCGGCCAAUUCUCUAAUAACACGAGCCAAAAUUCUAAUUGCAUACAAAAUCCUACAACCGCUGUCGUGUAUCCCCGUAUACCGGUUGUUACUUCGAGUAACGCUGCUAUUUCUGCAUCCAAUACGGAAUGUUUGUACGGACCUGUGUUAAAAUUCCGAGCGCAAAACAUCCAAAACCAAAAUGUAACUGAUUUGAAAUCCGUAAACGUGUCUGUUGGAACUACCAUGGCGAAUGUUAGAGGCAAUUUAGCGCAUACUUCUACUCCAGGACCAAACCUGCAAACACGACCUGCACACGCUCAGAAUUAUCAGCAUCAACAAAUUUAUUCGAAUAUAAGUGCAGCGACACCACAACCGAUGUAUAUGCCGCAGAAUGCGCAAAACAAUCAAAAACAAAAUCCAAUUCAUCAAUCUGUUUCUUACAUCCCGUCGCAACAUACGAAUCAACAAAAUCAAGCAAUCAGCGCUAAUCCAAUUUACACGGCGCAAGCGACUUCUGUUACGGUCGUGCAAGCUCAGAAGGUUCAAGGCCCUGUAUAUGUGCAACAAAUUCAAGCUGGAAUUAGCCAUGUGCCGAGUUCCCAAGCGAUGAACGUGAAUCAGCAGCAAUUGUCUUUUGAAAUAGCACAAAGUCAUCCCAUUCAAGUGCAUUUCGCCACAUCAGGUGGUACGGUCCAAUCAAGUAGCCAGCAACAUCUUCAUUCAAGCACAUCUAAUAUUGUAAUCGGUCAACAAUCAAGUUCCAUUACUGCCACGCAACAUAGUCAAGCACAAUGCAACGUAGCGAAUCUGCCAAUUACUGCUGCAACAAACGCAACACAGUAUUUAGUACAGCCAAUAGUACAAUCAGGGAUGAUAAGAUCUACUACACCUCAAAUAGCAACCGGUGUUGCAAAGAUCACUACAUUUGUAAAUCAAAAGCAAGAUGAACAACUAACAAGUUCGACAGAUGGCACACUCUCUGGAUCACUGAUAUCCUCUGCAGUCAGUGAUAGCACAAUGUCAUCGAGCAGCUCGAUGACAGAGGAGGCACAGCAAGAUCAGGUUUGGCAACGCCUCCUAGGAAUGAAAAUCGCAUCCUUUAUCUGCAACAGCAUAUUGUUUUUAUUUAUAAUUCGAAAUUCUUGCAGCACUAUACUUUUGUUGCAAUUCAAAUAUAUAUAU